Messenger RNA from Emiliania huxleyi CCMP1516, 1128 nucleotides. RefSeq lists its product as hypothetical. Gene Ontology annotation, molecular function: protein binding. Gene Ontology annotation, biological process: SCF-dependent proteasomal ubiquitin-dependent protein catabolic process. The transcript is spliced from 6 exons. The record is from RefSeq and is a predicted model, not a curated record. Lineage: Eukaryota; Haptophyta; Isochrysidales; Noelaerhabdaceae. Gene Ontology annotation, cellular component: SCF ubiquitin ligase complex. Bases 105 to 1043 code for a protein of 312 amino acids.
GCGCAAGGGCGAGGGCAGGCGGAGCGAACAGCCGCGCGUGCAGCUUCCGGCAAGGGGUGCAGCAGCGCGGAGGCGGCGGAGGAAGCUCCUCCUUGGGAGGGAAAAUGGAGGCCGACAUUCCAGCCGGCUUCUCACGGCUAGACGUCGACACGCUCGCGCACGUCGCCUCGUUCCUCCCCUGCUCCGAGGUUCUCGGCCUCGACUGUGUCUGCCGCGAGUGGGCGUGCGCCUUCCGCCCACCACGGCUUUCGCUCCACAUCACCCGCGUGUCUCUCCGCGGCACUCCGCUCUCGUCCGCGCUGCGCGCCUUCGCGCGGCGAUUCCCGGCGCUCUCCACCCUCUCGCUCCGCGGCUCGGACGCCUGCGGCCGCGACGUCGGCGUGCUCUGCACGUCCUUCCGGUCACUCAUUUCGCUGGACCUUUCGGGUUGCGAUGCGCUGCAGGACGCGCAUGUUGCCGCGAUCGGCGCGGCGCUGCCACAGCUGCAGAUGCUCUCGCUGAGCGGAUGCCGCGAUGUCUCCGACGCCGGCCUGGCCGCGCUCCUGGCGCACUGCCGCUCUCUUUCAUCUCUGCUGCUCGGGUGGUGUGACAUCUCCGACUUCGGCCUCCUCUCCCUCUCCUCCAUUUCCACUUCCCUCACCUCCCUUGACCUCUCCGGCUGCGCCAUGCUCACUGACCGCGGCGUCGCCGCGCUCAUGCGCCGCUGUCCUCGCCUUGCCUCGCUGCAGCUCGAGGGUUGCAGAAAGGUGUCGGGCUGGGCGCUGGCCACGGUUGCCUAUUGCAAGCAGCUGACCGACGCCGGCCUGAGCACCCUCGUCGCAGCUUGCCCGCAGCUGAGUACGCUCGACCUCAACAAUUGCACUCUCCUCACGCAAACGACGCUCGAGGCCAUAGCCGCGCAUUGCCCCCGACUCCAGUCCCUCGACCUCGGGUUGCUCGAGCUCGCCGCCGCUUGCCAUGGUCUCCGCUCACUCAACAUCCGCUACUGUUCCGACGUGUCGGCCGAGGCUGUCGAGCGCAUCAAGGACCUAUUACAAAAGUAAGUCACUUCAGUGUCGCACAGCGUCGAGGUGUGCGAGGUGCGGUGUGCUCGGAGAGUUUAUCUGAUUUGCGGGAGACGGUUGUUCA